AUGACUGAGUUUAACUAUCUACUACGCGCCUUCUGCGCAGCGGAUAUUUCACUAAGUGAUGUGGUGAAGCAAAUGUCGAAGAUUCUGGCAUAUCGCGCACGCGCCCAUUUCACGCUGAUACUCGGGUACGAAAUAUAUGAUCAAAGGUGUCUUAUGGUUGAAUUCGAUACUAGCGACAUCACUGAGAAGGCCCUGUCUCGUAUAGAGCGAUGCAUGAAAAAACACUCGGUCGAUGGACAGUUUGGCACAAUUCUAAAACAACGUGAGCCAGACUACGAGCAGUGGUUGUUUGAGAACAUAUCAAGGCAUGGUGUGUCUUCGAUUUGGGAACAACACGAAGUUAUGAACGGAAAGUCGCAUGUUGUUGUGAAAGAAGGCAUCCUUGAUGAGAAAAUUCGCAUGGAAUUCUGUAACGAUCUAUACACGGCACAUUAG
Messenger RNA from Penicillium canescens, 435 nucleotides. RefSeq lists its product as uncharacterized. The coding region runs from base 1 to 435 and encodes 144 amino acids. The transcript has a single exon. The record is from RefSeq and is a predicted model, not a curated record. NCBI's taxonomy places the organism in Eukaryota, Fungi, Ascomycota, Eurotiomycetes, Eurotiales, Aspergillaceae.